CUCAGCGCUUCCGCGUUUCCGGUACUCGUAGUGCGCUCCGUUUCGUUACUUGCUUCAGUUGGCAAAUUUAUAAAAAUAAUAUUCCACUGGUGCGGAAAUCUACAAAAAUCCCUAGUGUAAAAAAAAUACAAAGAAUGUGAAAAAUUUAUUGUGUUGAUUUAGACAAGGAUUAAGGUUGAUAAACCAGAUUGGAAUACAAUAAAGUAAUACAUAUUCCAACCGGAAAAGUGUGAAUGCUGUUUCAAAAGUGUUUUUGAGUGUUUAAAAAGUACUGACAAUUCUGAAAACUUGUCGUAUUCCGAAUUAUUUGGGAAGAUUUAACAAUCAUGGAUGCCUCGCAGCUCACGGAACUGAUGAGCAGUCAUGACUUCAUGCAGUUGCAACAUCAGUUGCAUCACAACAACAACAACUACAACACAGACGGACACAAUGGACUAUCAUCGGAGUCGGCGGAGGGCAGUUCAAGGCCAGUGCGCCGCGCCACCAGACGCACCUCACAGCUAAGCAAUAACACCUACGAUCUGGAGAUGACGGACUCCAGUUCGCAAAGUGAUGACACAAGUGGCGGUGGCGGCAGCAGCAAUGGAGGCGGCAGUGCCACCAAUACUGGCCAGGGAUCGGGAUCGGGGGUGCUGGGACAGGGGGGCGGGGGAUCCCAAGGUCGCGGGCGGGGCCAGCAGGCCAACGCCAGUGCCUGCCCCUCGACCCUCAACCCGAACAGUGCCAACUCCAGCUCCUCCAAUGCCAACUCGAACGCCAAUCGACGGCGCAAGGGAGCUCUGAAUGCAAAGGAACGGAAUAUGCGGCGACUGGAGUCCAACGAACGGGAGCGGAUGCGGAUGCACAGCCUCAACGAUGCCUUCCAGUCGCUGCGCGAGGUCAUUCCGCACGUGGAGAUGGAGCGGCGGCUGUCCAAGAUCGAAACCCUGACGCUGGCCAAGAACUACAUCAUCAAUCUGACGCACAUAAUACUCUCCAAGCGGAAUGAGGAGGCGGCUGCCUUGGAGUUGAACUCGGGUGGAGUGGGCGGAGUCCUGCUCUCCAAUCUCACGGCGGAGGGUGGAGGGGUAGGAGGAGUAGGAGGAGGAGGAGCAGGAGUAGCGAACGGAGCCACGACGCUGUGCUUCGAGGAUGCCCUGGCCAAUGGAGGCGCCUUCGACUGUGCCCUCCUGGCGGCCACCGAUGGCAGUCUGCUGAACGCCGCCGCCGUGAACGCCAGUCCCACGAUGCAGAGCCUCCAGCAGCCACAGGCCCCGAUGCACAUGCAGACGCCGCUGGAGCAGCAGUCUAGUCACCUCCCUUCGCUUCCCCACCACCAGCAAACGAUCCAUGGCCAUGGGGGCCACAUGGGAGCCACCAUGAUGCAGUCACAACAGCAGCAGCAACAGCAGCAGCAGCAGCAGCAGCAACAGCAACAGCCGCCCACACUCAUCCUCAAUGGCAGUGCCUCAGUGAACGUGGGCGUUGGAAUCGGGGUGGGAGUGGGCGUGGGUGUGGGUGUGGGUGUGGGCGUGGGGGUCAACAAUGCCAACAGUUUUGCCGAUAUCAACGAUAACUUCGACGAGCCAUUCCGAGAGUUUCUCUAAGCAGUUUGGCCUGAUCGUAAGGACAGUCACACAUGUAUAAAUACAAUAGAAGGGCUACAAUUAUAUUAUAUUUAAGUGAUUUUCGAGAGAACGAUAUUUAUGGGCUUUUAAGAUUUUAUAAAUAGACCUCUUCUUUGCAAUAGACCUCAUUGGUAAAAAAUAGAAUCUACAACCAGGGAAUCUAAAGGAGUUGUUAAGCUUGUAAGCCGAGUUAAAAGAUAACAUACAGCCACUUGUUUUGAAAGGAUUUUGCCCGUUAGCAGAUAGAUCUUUACACCUUACUUAAAGCCACUUAUUUAAUGUUUAGCCUACAGCCGGAUUUAUUUGUCAAAGUAGUAGUUUUAUCUCAUGAGGAGAUUCAAUUUUUUCUGUGUUUUCCAGCUUACUUGAGUGGAGAAUUUUAAAAAAUAUUUAAAGUUUAAAACUUACUUACACUCUAGAGAAAGUAAGUUUCAGAAAUUCCGUUCCCGAACUUUUUUUUUCUUUAAACAGAAAUCUAGUUUUAGUUACGAAUCUGUAACGAAACUUGAAAUAUCAUCAGAUAUACGUAUACAUUAAUUAAAAGAUAAAAUAUAUCCAAACUUAGGGUUCCAUAAGACAUAGGAUUUAAUGAAGUAAAAUUAGUCAAAGUACAUACAUAUAUAUGCACUAUUAACCGCAGUUCAAAUUCACGUCGAAUUCAUUGUAAUAUUUACAUUUCAUUUAUACAAACAUGGUUAUAUUAAAACAGAGGAAAAAACGCAAAGAACAGAAGAACUCUAA
Drosophila gunungcola (fruit fly) is the source of this 2348-nucleotide messenger RNA. It is a transcript of the gene dimm, whose product is annotated as protein dimmed. The transcript is spliced from 3 exons. The record is from RefSeq and is a predicted model, not a curated record. Bases 327 to 1586 code for a protein of 419 amino acids. Gene Ontology annotation, molecular function: protein dimerization activity. NCBI's taxonomy places the organism in Eukaryota, Metazoa, Arthropoda, Insecta, Diptera, Drosophilidae.